UUGUUGUGCGAGCCAAGCCAGCCAACCCUGUCCUGUGCCGCUCCAACAACGCGUUGCCCGCUAGGUGACCAUUCAGAUAUUGACUUUCGAAGUUGAUAUCGCCAUUUUCUAGCUUUCACCCAAGGAGCAGCACGAAAGAGGAUGGGGAGGCUUGUAGCUCUCUACAUGGAACAACAAGCUGCCAAGCUGCCACCCAUGCGUGGUAGCAACUGUCACAGACCAACCUGGGCCUGUCUUGUUUUUGCUUUAUCUUCUGCCCUCAAAUUCCUGUACUCUGACUUGAUUUUCUCUUUUGUAAAGUUUUCCAGCUUCAAGAUCAACUAGAAGUACGAGAUAGUCGCCAUGAAGUCGGUCGUCUUAUUGAUCGCCGCCGCGGCUAAGCUCGCGUCGGUCUAUGCUCAGACACAGACCACGGGAGGGGACGAGCCCACCUCUGCUCAGUCAAACGAGGCGGUCACACAUACUGUCCGGGUUGGACUGCAGCAUGAUUUCUCACCCGAUACGAUACAUGCGAAUCCAGGUGACACGAUACGAUUCAACUUCUACCCGAGGAACCACUCCGUCGUUCGAGCAGCUUUCAAGAAGCCCUGCAUACCAUGGGAAUUGACAAACGGCCCCGCCGAGACCUUUUUCAGCGGUCCGAUAGAGCAGGACACGCUGGAAAGUCCAAUUCCUAGUUGGGACUUACAAGUAGACAGUACAGACCCGGUCUUUUUCUAUUGUUCCGCGCCUGGUUCUUGUAUAGAUUGGAAAAUGGUUGGCGUUAUUAAUCCGAACGAAACAUUCACCUUGGAUAUUCAAAAGGCAUUCGUCCAAAACGCGACGUUCCAGCUCAGUCCUGGUGAACAAUUUCCGGACGAAUCAUCGCCUUCCAGCACAGCCGGGUCAGGUAAUAACAGUCCGACGUCGACACCCGGAGCUUCAUCCGAUAAUUCCUCUGGCAGAGCAACACUUUCAAGCGGGGCUAUUGCCGGUAUCGCUAUCGGAGGUGUGGCGGCCAUUGCUAUCAUUGCCGCUCUCGUUUACCUUUGCGGCAGGAAAGGCGGAAUUGAGAAGGGAUACCGACGAAGCACGUUGAUCAACACGGCACCGCCGCAGGUCGUCGAGGCGAACUACAACGACUACGGGCCCAAAAGCCCUGCCAUAGGCUCGCCUUACCCUCCGUCGUACGUGGACCCAUAUAGGGCAGCUAGUCCGGGGGCCAUGGUCUCUCCGGUAGGGAGUCCGCACAAUUCAUAUCUAGGACAUCCGAGUCCGGGAUAUCCUGCAUACGCUCCUGUCAGCCCAACUUUCCCUAAGCAAGAUCAGCCCGCAUUAUAUGAGGCACCUGCUGAUACGCAACCCAGCGCGGUCGCGGAACUCCCUGGAAGCAUCGAUAACGUACACGCACGUUGAGAAAUGUCACAUAGAUUAUGAGGUAGAUGGCUAAUUGAAUAUCCCAAGUUGUUUCCGUAUGAAAAAAAAAAUGGUAUUAUAAUGGCUGAAAAGAGGGUUUGGUACUAAAGGUCGAUGUUGUAUUGGCAUGGCGCAAGGAGUUUAGUGAUGUGUCGACUAGCUCUGUUUCCAAGAUACCUGAGCACUCCGAUGCCGUACUGG
Messenger RNA from Daldinia caldariorum, 1596 nucleotides. RefSeq lists its product as uncharacterized. Lineage: Eukaryota; Fungi; Ascomycota; Sordariomycetes; Xylariales; Hypoxylaceae. The transcript has 5 exons. Bases 343 to 1395 code for a protein of 350 amino acids. The record is from RefSeq and is a predicted model, not a curated record.